Echinops telfairi (small Madagascar hedgehog) is the source of this 300-nucleotide messenger RNA. RefSeq names its product pterin-4-alpha-carbinolamine dehydratase-like. Gene Ontology annotation, molecular function: 4-alpha-hydroxytetrahydrobiopterin dehydratase activity. Gene Ontology annotation, biological process: tetrahydrobiopterin biosynthetic process. The record is from RefSeq and is a predicted model, not a curated record. Lineage: Eukaryota; Metazoa; Chordata; Mammalia; Afrosoricida; Tenrecidae. The transcript is spliced from 2 exons.
AUGACCAGCCAAUUGCACAGGCUGAUCUCCAGGGAGAGGGACCAGCUGCUGCCAAACCCGAAGGCUGGGGCCUGGACUGAACUGGAAGGUUGUGAUGCCGUCUUCAAGCAUUGUACCUCCAAGCUUUAAAAGUAGGGUUUUGGGGUUCAUGACAGGGUGACCCUGCAGGUGGAGAAGCUGGACCACCAUCAGGAUCACAAGGUCCACAUCACCCUGAGCACCCAUGAGUGUGCGGGCCUCUCAGAGCGAGCCAUGAACAGGGUCAGCUUCCGUGAACAAGGAGCAGUGACCAUGACAUAG